ACACCCCCAUCACCAACCCCGAUAGUUCACCUCACUGACCGCCUCUACUUGCCUCCAUACAGAGCACCUCCUAGAGGUGGCCAUGCACAAGAGCGUGCUGAAGCCCCUGCGCCAGACCAUCGAGGGCAGUCUGCGGGAGUUCCACACUGCCGAUGGAUCACUCCAGCAGAUCAGAGACAACACACAACUGGUGAGGCAGAAUGGACCACAGUGCCUGGGAGUGCGAGCUGGUGCCCUGGACACAGGGGCCAUCGAGAGGGUCAAACAGAAGUUUGUCAUGAUGCAGAAAGCGUAUUCUCCAGUGAAGAAAGUCAACUAUCUCCUUCAAGCCUGUAAACUCAUUUAUGAGAGAGUAAAAGGAGCAGGAGGUGAACCCUGUGGUGCUGAUGAGUUCCUCCCCAUGUUGUCCUAUGUCAUCGCGGAGUGUGACAUGCCGGAGCUCAUUAUGGAAGUGGAGUAUAUGAUGGAGUUACUGGACCAGUCAGAGCUGAUGGGAGAAGGUGGGUACUACCUCACCAGCCUGUACGCCAGCAUGGUUGAGCUCCAGAAUUUCCAUGUGGAUCAGGUUGUGGUUGGGAUCAGUAAUGAGAUCAGACAGUCGCUGAAGCAGUGGCACAAGAGAAGGAGGACCUAUGAACCAAUGCCCUCGGUCAACGACUUCCAGAACUUCCUGCGCGUGGCCUACCACGACCCGGACAACGGCUGCACCGCCAAGACAAUCGUGCUGAAGCCGGCGGAGACAACCGAGAAGCUGUGCCGUCUGUGUGCCGAGAAGUUCAAGGUCCAGGACCCCAGGGAGCACGGCCUGUUCCUGGUGGUGAACGACAGAUGGCGACAGCUGGCGCCUGACUCCCAGCCGCAGCAGAUCAAGGCCGAGCUGAAAGGCCAGGAUGACUCUGGCUACUACCAUUUCGUCUACAAGCCCACCGAGCAGGAAAGCCCCCCCACCAGGGGCGACCGCAGGCUCCUCCGGGACAACGCCAUCGACCUGGGGGGAGAGCCCCUGCCCGAGGAGGGGGAUCGGGCCUGACAAGGGGAGGUGUCUAGAGUGCAGCGAGGCCUACUGGCUUCCAUGGCAACGGCUGCUCCCUCCAGCCGAGGCCUACACAGCCUGGGGCUCCCCUGAAAACUUUUGCACCACCAAUUUGAGCUUGCGGUCUGGAUAUAGGCCUGAGAAAGAAUGACUUAGAGAAGCUGCUCUGAGUCAAGAAAGGUCCAGGUUAGGCUCUGGGCCUGUAGCAAUCGAAGUGACUCCCAAUAUUCAAUUCCAAAACUGGUCUUUAAACUGUCGGUGAUUUAAGCCAUGUCACUGUGUAUGUGUGUAACGUAUCUGCGUCCCAGAGAGGAAGGCUGAUAUCCUAUUUAAACUGUGUGAUAUGUACAAUGAGAUUUAUUAUAACGUGAGCUGGCCUCACUUAACCUCC
Molecule: messenger RNA, 1424 nt
Organism: Carcharodon carcharias (great white shark)
Lineage: Eukaryota; Metazoa; Chordata; Chondrichthyes; Lamniformes; Lamnidae
Product: ras and Rab interactor 2-like
Exons: 4
Coding region: 83-1030 (315 amino acids)
Biological process (GO): vesicle-mediated transport; signal transduction
Cellular component (GO): cytosol; endocytic vesicle
Molecular function (GO): small GTPase binding; guanyl-nucleotide exchange factor activity
Source: RefSeq, a predicted model, not a curated record